AUGUCAUCCAAGACGACGCCAGCCAUCCCUCCGGUGGCCCUUGAUGCUAUCACACAACACAUUGGCAACACUCCUCUCGUGAGAUUGAACAAGUUGCCGCAGAGCCUCGGAAUUAACGCGACAGUAUAUGCGAAACUGGAAUACUUCAACGCAGGCGGGAGUGUUAAGGAUCGGAUAGCCCUUCGCAUGAUUGAAGAGGCCGAACGGUCAGGGCGUAUCAAGCCUGGCGACACUCUAAUCGAACCCACCAGUGGUAAUACUGGUAUUGGAUUGGCUCUUGUCGCAGCCGUUAAGGGCUAUAAGACAAUUAUCACCCUCCCCGAAAAGAUGUCUGCCGAAAAGGUCUCUGUUUUGCGCGCACUCAACGCCACUAUUAUCCGUACUCCUAAUGAAGCUGCAUACGACUCGCCUGAAUCCCAUAUUGGCGUUGCAAAACGUCUCGAAAAGGAACUUCCGAACGCACAUAUUUUGGACCAAUAUGGAAAUGAAAACAAUCCUCUAGCGCAUGAGUUCGGCACAGCGGAAGAGAUUUGGACCCAGACUAAGGGUGAUAUAAAGGCAAUUGUUGCUGGCGCAGGUACUGGUGGAACAAUCACCGGUCUUUCUCGUGGGUUGAAAAAGCAUAAUUCCAACAUUCAAGUGAUCGCCGCGGAUCCCCAGGGGUCUAUUUUGGCUCUACCAACAGCAUUGAACGAGGAACAUGCCAACGAAGCAUAUAAGGUUGAAGGUAUUGGAUAUGAUUUCAUUCCCCAAGUACUAGAUCAGCAUGCCGUCGACAAGUGGUAUAAGACAGACGACAAAGAAUCUUUCAAAUAUGCUCGCCGGUUGAUUGCAGAAGAGGGACUUCUUGUUGGUGGAAGCAGCGGAAGCGCAAUCGCUGCUCUCGUACAAGCUGCACAAGAUAAUCGGUUCAAAGCAGACGAGGUUGUCGUUGUAAUUUUGCCCGACAGCAUCAGAAGCUAUCUCACCAAGUUCGCUGACGACGAUUGGCUGGCCGCAAACGACCUUUUCCCAUCAUCACUUCCGACUGAGAUCACUCUUCAACCUUCUAACAAACAGCCCCAGAGACAAGAUGACGCCUUCAUGGGCAACAAGGUCAGCUCACUACGACUCAAGCCAAUUACGACAGUUCAUUCCAACAUACCCUGCGAAAUUGCCAUUGAAAUCAUGCGCGACAGAGGUUUUGACCAACUCCCGGUCCUCGCACCGUCGGGUAAAAGGCUUGUCGGCCUCGUCACACUCGGAAAUGUUCUAAGCCGACUGACACACAACCGCGCAAAUGGCAAAAGCCCAGUUGCAGACGUCAUGUUCGAUUUCCGCACCAUCCCAGAGGUCGUCACUGAUCCACGAGACAUGGGUCUUACGAGCAUCAAGCCCAAUCAAAACGGUGGGGAUGUGCCAAAGCCACAGAUCAGAAAUCGAAAGUUCGUGGAGAUCACUCUAGAUACCCCUCUGAGUGUGCUGAAUCGCUUUUUUGAAUGGAAUAGCGCUGCUAUUGUUACCGACAAAGAUCAGAGCGGGAUCCUCAGACCUGUGGCUGUUGUCACGAAAGUUGACCUUCUUACUUGGAUGCUUCACCACAGCAAGAACAGUGCAUAA
This is a messenger RNA of Aspergillus puulaauensis, 1599 nucleotides long. It is a transcript of the gene CYS4, whose product is annotated as cystathionine beta-synthase CYS4. The record is from RefSeq and is a predicted model, not a curated record. The coding region runs from base 1 to 1599 and encodes 532 amino acids. Gene Ontology annotation, cellular component: cytoplasm. The transcript has 4 exons. Gene Ontology annotation, molecular function: cystathionine beta-synthase activity; cysteine synthase activity. Lineage: Eukaryota; Fungi; Ascomycota; Eurotiomycetes; Eurotiales; Aspergillaceae.